This is a messenger RNA of Nelumbo nucifera (sacred lotus), 2191 nucleotides long. NCBI's taxonomy places the organism in Eukaryota, Viridiplantae, Streptophyta, Magnoliopsida, Proteales, Nelumbonaceae. The record is from RefSeq and is a predicted model, not a curated record.
CGGGUUGUUUUUCAUCGGGUCGACUGCCAGUCUGCCGCCGCUAUCAUCCUUCUCCGUCCUUCUCCGUAACCCCGAACACCCAACUUAAAACCCUAACAAAUUUGUUAGGGUUUCUGUUUCAUUUCUUACCUGAAACUUUACUUGGGGUUCAAUCUUCAUUCGCUCCAUUAAAAUUUUGGACUCUGGUGACCAGAACUUUCCAAAACCUAUCUUCAAGUCGGAAACCCAUUUAGGGUUUUUGCUUGCCUAGUUACCGAAGAUAAGUUAGAUUUUCUAGUCUGUAUUCAAAACCCAGUUGGGAAUUUCAGUCCUUUACAACCUGUUUGAAUUUCAGUUCAUCUUUGAAGCCUAUUAAGAAAAUUUUUAGUUUACCCUCAAAGUCCGAUAGGGAAUUUGGAAGAGACCUCGUUGGUUUUUCAGUUCAUCUGCAAUACCCACUUCAAUCAACUAGAUUUAUUCCUUUCCUUCAAAAGAAAUGCAGCAACCUGCAACCCCAAGUGCUGUUCCUCCAAGUCCAUCAGCUACGUCACCGACGCCUCCUGCUUCAAAGGAAAAAGAACCCCAGAAAAGAAAACUCCCAACCCCACAAGAGCUUGUAGCCCAUUAUGAAUCUCAGGGGAUGGAAACCAAGGAAGCUUCGAUGAAAGUUAUUGAAGAUCUCCAGUCCGUAUUGGUUCAAGUGGUGAGCUCCGGCAGAGGAAGGAAGGAUAAGUUCAUGGCGGAGAGUUCACGAAAGCUCGAUACGGCCAAUACGCGCCUCGCGAUUUUGGAGUUGAAGAUGGAUUCAAAGCCUGGAUAUGGAGAAACUUUGGCAAUUGGAGUUGCUGCUGGUGCGAUUGUGAGAGGAGUUGGAAACGCCUUUCCUCAUGUUGUGGGAGCAAUUGGGCAAAUGUGGGAUGCUGUUAAAAGCUCUACGAGGUCCUGAACGUAUUGUGACUGAUGGAUUCUCGAGGAGCAGGAAGUGGUUAGUACUGGCAUUACUUGAUUAGGUAAUUUUUUGAAUUAUCUAAACAGGGGAUUUUGGUUUUCUGCUGAAGAAUUUCUGUUUGUUUGACCAUGUUAGCUAUGGUUGAGACUUGAGAGCAGAUUUAGCUAGUAACUUGUUUAAAUUAGUCAAUCUUUCUCAAUUAUAUUGGAACUGUAAUGAAGUUUGAAGGUUUAGGAACUUCAACAAGUUGUGCUCGGAACCAAUCUCUUUGUGAGAAGAUUGUAAAGGGUUAUUUUUAGUUGACAAAGCACCUAGGCAGGGUUAUUGAUAUACAGGUUUGACUAUCAAGUUUUCUUGAUGUUGUUACACUAGGCUAUAAAACUUUCAAAGCCCUCUGACCUUCUUCUGGACAGAGUUGUGCGUUUGAUGGUCAAUUUGGAAUGCCAUGUUUGCAAUUGCCACCACACGGCAUCAUCCAGAAUAGUUGAUUUCCAUCUUUGGGAUAUUGAAGAAGACAAGUCAAACACACAUUGAUAAUUGAAAUCGGAUCAGAUGCAAAUGAGCUCAGGCACCAUAUAUUUGAUAUACUGAGGCUCAAGAUAGAAUCUAAUUGUUAAGAUGUUGAAGCCUGAAGGGCAUGAUGAUAAUUGUCAAGAGUCAAGACACUUUUGAGAAAACUCCAGUGGACUGUAGUGGAUCAUUUUAGACUGAAAUCUUGAGGUGAUUGAUUGACAAAUCCUAAUUAAAUUCUCAUGCAUUUUGAUUAGGAAGAACCAUAUACCAUGUUGAUGCAAAAUUGAAUUUGUUUGCUCAGUUCAUGGAUUGCAGUGUAGUGAAAACAAAACCAACAUGUUGUCGAACACCCCCUUGAUGUUUCAGAGUAAGUUUUCACACUUUUCAUCUACUGAAUGUUAUUGCCAUUGAUAGCUGUUGUUGUUGCAACAGCAGCAGAUUAUCCAGUGGUGCUCAAGUUUGGAUUAGUGGCUGUGUAAUUUAUGUAUCUCCUAAAUGGAUGGAGUGCCCCCAUCCCUACAUGCAUAUAUGAUUCUUAGGCUAUGGAUUCUUCAGGGACAAUUCUAGCACUAAUAGUUAAUGUAUGUGCAUUCAAUCCAUUUUUUCCUAAUCCAAGAUAAGCCUUUACACCCUUUACCUAUAUGUAUAAGGUGUUAGAAUUGAAAACAUAUGUACUAUUUUAUUAAUAUAUACUUUUCUUUUGAUUUAUUGACUCCAUGCUUUCCCAUAAUGUGGAUUUUCUAUUCUUUU